AUGAAGUCCGUCGUUUUCAAAGGGGUCAAGCAGGUUGCGCUAGAGGAUCGACCCAAGCCCAAGAUCCAAGAUCCUACCGACAUCAUCGUUAAGGUCAAAUACACAGCGUUAUGUGGAAGCGAACUCCAUGUCUUCCGCGGGCAUCAACCCUCUGGAACUGACUUUAUUAUGGGCCACGAGUUCACCGGCGUUGUCGAUGAGGUUGGAUCUGCUGUAAAGAAUCUUAACCCCGGUGAUGCCAUCGUUAGCCCAUUCACCGUGAGCUGUGGCAAGUGCUUCUUCUGCAAGCGAGGAUUCUCAUCACGCUGCGACAAGAGCCUUCUUUUCGGCACCGUGCUUCUUGAUGGAGCACAAGCUGAAUACGUGAGAGUCCCGUAUGCUGAGAGCACUGUUGUCAGAGCUCCCAGGGAGAUCGAAGAUCUUAAACUUUGUCUUAUGGCAGAUAUCUUCCCAACCGGCUACUACGCUGCAUCAAAUGGUCUAAAGCAAUUAGAUAAAGAGCAUGCGGAGGACAGUAUCGUCGUCCUUAUCGGAUGCGGCCCUGUGGGUAUCUGUGCACUGAUUGCCGCUCUAGAGUAUAAACCCAAAGCUAUUCUGGCAGUAGAUAGCAUCGAGUCGAGACUGUUUCUUGCCAAGAGUCUUGGAGCAGAACCGUGGAACUACCUCACGCAGAAAGAAGAGCUGGAAAAACAAGUUAAGGAGCUAAGUGAUGGCCGUGGCGCCGAUGUGGUCAUCGAGGUUGUUGGACAUAGCUCAGCUCUUGACAUGGGCUUCAAGCUACUUCGUCCAUGGGGCAUCAUCUCCAGUGUCGGUGUUCAUAACGGAGAGAUUCCAUGGACAGGAAACCAGGCUUAUGGAAAGAAUCUCACCAUCAAGAUGGGAAGGUGCCCGGUUCGCAGCAUCUUUGAGGAGUCGUUGGAAUUGCUGGCCAAAAAACAGCAUCUCUUGGACUUUAUGACAGCGACCGUGAUGCCUUUGAGCGACGUCAUUGAGGGUUACGAGCUGUUUGACGCUAUGAAAGUCCAGAAGGUCAUAUUCGAUGCCGAGAAGUAA
Messenger RNA from Fusarium redolens, 1053 nucleotides. Its product is annotated as chaperonin 10-like protein. The transcript is spliced from 4 exons. NCBI's taxonomy places the organism in Eukaryota, Fungi, Ascomycota, Sordariomycetes, Hypocreales, Nectriaceae. The coding region runs from base 1 to 1053 and encodes 350 amino acids. Gene Ontology annotation, molecular function: oxidoreductase activity; zinc ion binding. The record is from RefSeq and is a predicted model, not a curated record.